Molecule: messenger RNA, 1194 nt
Organism: Alternaria burnsii
Lineage: Eukaryota; Fungi; Ascomycota; Dothideomycetes; Pleosporales; Pleosporaceae
Exons: 4
Coding region: 1-1194 (397 amino acids)
Source: RefSeq, a predicted model, not a curated record
AUGAGCAAGGACGAUCGCAGUCGCGAAGUAUUCGCUGUGGCUGCACUGUUCUUCGUGCUCACAUGGACGACGGUCUGCCUACGAGUUUAUGUGCGAGCAAUAUUGAUGAAGACAUGGGGAAAAGACGACUCGUUCAUGGUUGCGUCGCUAGCGGUCUUCACAGUGUACCUGCCAUGUCAGAUCGUCGCCGCGAUACAUGGUACUGGAAGGCAUCGAUGGGAUUUGAGCGACCAUGAUCGAAAGACUGCACUCAUGUUCUGGUACUUGUGUGAAAUCUUCUACGUCAUAGCAAACUGCCUGCUCAAGUUUGCUAUUGGCUAUUUCUACCUUAGGGUCGCCGUUGAACGCUGGCACAUCUGGUGCAUCAGAUUGCUAAUGCUAGGCACGGUACUAUGUGGUCUGAUUUACCUCUUUCUAGUCAUGCUUCAGUGUCUUCCCAUCUCUGCGUUUUGGCUGGAGCACCCAGCUUCAAGCAAGUGCAUUCCAAGAGGACCCACCUUAGGCAUUACCUACGCGCUUGCCGCAGUGAACGCACUCGCUGAUUGGGGAUUCGGGCUGCUCCCGUUCUUUAUUGUUUGGGGCCUAGAGAUGAGGCCGAAAACAAAGAUGCUGGUUGCAUCGAUCCUUGCAUUUGCAGCAAUCGGAAGCACCGGUACAGUCAUUCGCAUGGCUUACAUCCACACACUUGUGGAAGGCCCCGACUUCUUAUAUGCUACUACCGACGUUGCUCUAUGGAGCACCAUUGAACCAGGAAUCGGAAUAACAGCGGGGAGUAUCGCCACAUUUCGUCCGCUCGUCCGUCAUUGUCUUUGGAAGCUGGGUCUCGGCGAAGCACCUAGGCGCGGACGAGGUCGUAGUUACUACCCUUCUGUCAUCGGCCGGAAGCAAAAAGAUCGUCGCGGAUAUCGACGCAGCUUAAGUCCGUCUGACCUAGUGCCUACCGAGCAUGGAGGCAUGACUUCUAUACAGAUCCAUGGACCUGAAGAUAUAGACCUGGAGAACAAUAUCCCGCCGCCAAAGAUUGUUGUCACAGACGCGGAUCUGCCGCAACCCCCGGAAGGGCAAAUCGUACAUACCGUCUCGGUUCAGCAAGAAUACGAGGGUCCGCCAAAACUUCACCUCCGUGACAGCCUCAGGAACAGCUUCACUCGUGGGAGUAUUCUAAGCCUUGGAAAAUUCCGUAUACCCGAUUGA